UAUUGUUAAAAAUAAGCAGUAGAAUACGCAUUUAUCAAAUCUGGAUAAUGUUUCAGUCGAUCCGAACGAAAUGCAGAAAACUGUUACAUCAUCUGUCGCAAACGUUUCUUUCUCUCAAAUUUAUUUCAUUCUGAUUACUCAUGGAUUCAACACAUGUUAUUAUUAAUUUAUCUGCGACAUUUACAUACGUCGUAUUAUGGUUAUUAAACAGAGGCUAGUGGAAAAUAAUUUAUCUGGUGUUAUCGACUUAUAUGAAAUUUCGUUCAAAAUAGAAAUAUCGCAUUCUCGCAAACAGAACGUAUCGAUAUAUCGAAUACCCGGCAGGUUCACGUUAGCAGUGUAGUGUUUGGAAUGUUUAGGUUAGAGUAGCUAUUUUCAUAAUUAAAAAUAAUCACGGUAAUUCUGAAUGUCAUGUGAUUAGCGCGAGAUUUUUCGAUUUUUAUAGUGAUUAAUAUUCGAACGCGCGUUUGUUGUAUCGGAUCAGAUUUUCCGCGGUAAAAACAGUGCAUGCUGAGAAGGGAAGAGUGUCAAAAUAAUCUACCAACUGUUCUGUCAGAUGUUUUUUAUACGACUUUGAUACGAAAAGACAAAACUACGGUGAAAUUAAGAUACUAUCUUCAAGAUAUUUCAAACAUUAAAAAUGGCAGCGAGUGAACCCGGUGUAUCAUCAACUCCUAGAGAAGAUAACAAUUGGAGACGAAAUUUGAUAUUACAGCUCCAAGAAAGAAAUAGGAAGCAAACAUAUUGUUUUGCAGAUCUCAUCAGUUUGCACAACAGACUCUUUGAAAAUGCAAACACAUUGCGUACAGAAAAUAUUCAGCUAACUAUAGCAAAUGAAACACUCCGUCGAGAGGCAGUUAGUGGAACUCCUGGAUUAGGUGUAAAUACUGAUCUGGAAGCUCGUCUUUUAAAACAAGCAGAAGAGUUAGCUACAUUACAUAAAAGAAAAGGAGAAAAUACGCAACAAAUAGUAGAUCUUAAUAAUAAAUUACAAGAAAUGAUGAAGGAGUUUCAAGCAAAGGAAGCCAGCCUUUCUGAAAGUAUGGAGCUUAAUGCCAACUUACGUUUAGAAAUAAGUAAAUGCCUUAGUAGAGAAAGGGAGUUGGAAAGUAUUAACCAGAUGCUGAAAGAUGAACAUCAAGCUCUACAACUCGCUUUUGCAUCUUUAGAAGAAAAGCUUAGGAAAGCACAGGAAGAAAACCGCCAGUUAGUGGAACGCUUAAUCAAGUACAAAACAAGAGAUGCAGAAAAAGUAAAUGAAGAAAAUGACAACUUUUUGAAUGAGAGUUUUUCCAGUCCGACAGCCUUUUUGAUGAAUACCAUAUCAAAGUUUGGAAAGAGACAAGCAAAGAUGCAAAAGGAAUUGGAGGACGCUGCUCGUGACACACGACCGGUCAGUCCUGACAGAUCGAAUCUAAAAGAAGGAAUUGCUGGUCUUCCUACUGCGGUACCGACCAAAGUGUCGGUCACAUUUAAUGCUCACGACGGAGAAGUUUAUGCUGUAAAAUGGUCUCCUGUUGAGAGGAUCCUCGCGACCGGAGGGGCUGACAGAAAGGUGAAGCUUUGGAGUAUCACAAAAGGUACUUCGGAGAGUAAAGGAAUUCUUGUUGGCAGCAACGCAGGAGUAAUGUCUGUUGAUUUCGAUUCAACGGGGACGCUGAUCCUUGGAGCAUCUAAUGAUUAUGCCAGCCGGGUGUGGACUGUGAGUGAUCUUCGACUAAAGGUAAGUCGCACGAGAAUGGAGGAUCGACGGUUUCAGAUUGUCGAAGAAGUCAGUCCGCUUCGGAUGGUAUGUGUGUUAGUUUAUAUGGAGACGUAUUCGAGACGUAUCCCGAUGUAUUCGUUUCCAUCUUGCGACAUAAGCUCGAAACGUCGAGCCAUCUGUCAGCUUUGCAUGCUAAAGCUCCGCUCUGACACUUGCUGCACAAAUACGACACUAUUAUUUUUCCCGUCUCUGGGAUGCCUGUUAAAAACGACCCUCGACUUCGUAGACAGAAGCACGACGAUAAUAUCCUCCGGCUUUUCGUCGACUUCUCUUAUGGUCGUGAAAGUAGACAUGCUUAUGUAUUAAAUGUUAACAACCAUUAGUGGCACACUUUUUUAUUUGGGUUUUUAUUAAUUUUUUCAAUUUUAUUUGAGAACUGUUUCUGAGAUUGAGAAAAUUUCUUCUAAAACAAGGGAUGUUUUUAUAUUUUUUAGAAACUUAGAAUUUUUCAUUUUUGUGUAUUCUUUGUUAAUUUCUUUAAUUUCAUAUCCGGAAAUCUGAUUCCCCGAGAGACACCUGGGACAAUGAAAAUAAUUCUGGUAUAUUUUACCUGUGUUAUUAUCCGAGUAUUCAAAUGCUUCGGGUAAUUCCUCUAAUUUUACAUAAUAUUUCAUAAAAAAUGAUUGAAUAAUAUUCGAUUAAUCUUAAAAAACAUCUGCGCAACUACAUUUGAAAAACAUCGAAGAAAAGUUCAUCUACAUAAACACGUACUUGAGGAGAGAACGGUGCUGUUAAACCGGAUCCGUGCAUCCCCCUGUGGUCAGCAGAAAAUGCGGCCACAUUUCCACGUGAGGCGCCCUAAUCGUCCACCGUUCCGGAAGAGCACGGGACCAUGAUCGUUGACCGUGGUCUUGGUGGUCGUUGUCUUCUUCGAACGACCCAGCCUUACGAUCAAUUCGAAAGGCAGGGUCGUACAUAGAACUAGCCGAAGCUUGCAUCGUAGCAGGACCAAUUUUUCCUCGUUCGGUGGAACGUUUAAGGGGUGAGAAACGCGGCCGGGUACGUACGGUUAAGGUUCGUGCUCGGUAUUCCUAGCGUCGUGCAACGAACUACGUGUACAGCGAUCGAGUUAGCGAUGGUAGAGGGUCCGGAACCGUACGGACGGAUGUAUCCUGCCAGCUAGAUAGCUUCGGUACGGCUGAGCUGGCUAGAAGAUGAGACGAAGAGAAUGGGUUUUCGAGGUUGCUGAACGAGACACCGGUAUGUGUAACAAUCCGUGAUUGCUGUACCCACUGCUGGCUUCGACGUUCACCUUCGGGCUUCCUCUUUUCUUUCAGCCUGCUCGCGUUUUAUUUCUUGUUCGGUCCGCUCGUUCUCUUCCCAUCUCCGUCGCAACGAAACGAAGAGGAAGAAAAUAGAUGCACAUCGUAGCCGGCCGCGGGAUAGACGUUUGAUGCAAAAGCGCAAAAACAAGGGAAGAGAACGCGAAUCGAGCGGGCAAAGAACCGAAACGUGCUGGCGAAUCAGCCAACCAGUCAACCAGGUUAGAACUAGUCGAGGUAGCCACUAUCGAGUUCGAGUCUCAUUCAACGAGUUGGCAAACUGUUCCCAACGCUGCUCGUUCUCCCCGUUUCUCUCUGACCUCCCUGGUAUUACCACUUGAACGUACCGUGCGCGGAAAGGGGCGCGGUGAGACUCGAGGGAGAGGGAGAAAAAGGCUGGUUCGCAACGCGUUUUCUACCCUCUUGUAACUUUUAUGAUCCGCGUAAAGCAGCGAUUUUCAUCGGUUUUGCCUUCGCGCUCGUUGCUUUCUUCCUUCGCUUCUCAUCCCUACAGUCGUCACUGCACGGCCUCUAAUUAAUUCGCGUUCACCCUUCGAACCUAGCCUCCACUCUCUCUCGUAAUACCGAAACACAAGAGGAUGCUUGGAUAUAAUGAAGAAAGUAGAAGCCGAGUCUUUCGAUUCAUUCGAACGUUUCGGGGUUUUAAACCGCGCCUCGGUUCUUCUCCUAUUUAGGAGCAUCAGCUUUCAAGCUUCCUCAAUUCUGUUUUGAAUAAUAAUCUGAAAAAUAAUUAUUAUUUUCAUAUUUACUUUUUUUCCACGCGAUAAAAGAAGAAAAAUUAUUCAACACCCAUCGCGGCGCCCUUAGCACCCCGGUGUUUAUCAUUGCGUCCCGGGGCGAAUCGAGUUCCCGCCACCGUCAGCGUCGCGUCGCGUCGCUGUCGUCUUUGCGGCUGUUACGCCUUUUUAUCCGGUUGUACGGAAAAGGCGAUGUCGAUGCAACGUCGAGGAUGCGGCGGUGCUGCUUUAUUAGGUAUGCAUCGGGGUAGACACGGCGGAGAAAGGAGGAGGUGGCGGUGGAUAGAACUGGUGAUUCGCAGCCAGCGUUAUUAACGUCCAAGCGCUAGAGGCGAGUCCCGAUCACAUCGCGUUCGUGAUAAAUCGCCCCGUUCGCUUACCCCGGCCGGCCUCCUCCGCCAUUAUGUCUUGUACGUUUCAUUACAAAUUUCCUUUAAUGUCGUCGGGGGAUGGAGGCACGCACACAGGCGUGCACCGUGUCGCCAGACCGGGGAAUAAAGGGAGAAGAAUUUAUUGUGGGACGAUUCGAUGGUAGACAAGGCAAAAGUGAAUGCUCUCUUACGCUCUGCUGGAUAUUAAUUCUUGUUACUCAUACGUAGAACUGGCCGGAAGUGCACCGCGAAAACGAACAGAGGAAGCAGCCCUUUCUCACCCGCGCCGCGCUCGAUCGUAUCGCGAAACCGGGACAACUUGGAAAUAUCAUUCGAAGACUUGGAGGAUCUUACGUUAAGGCUUUCUCAGAGGUCCGCGGUUUAUUACCAACGCUUUUAACCCUUGAAGAGUUUGCGAAUGAUAAAUGGUAGAUCAAAUGUGACUCUACAAAACUGUUUUCCAUUCGUACUGUAGGAUAUUAAUUCUUGUUGCUCGUACGAAUUGACAUGUAAAUGUGCCACGUCCGCAGAAACGACAAACAAACAACUGGAACGGUCAGUUCAUCUUUCCUCGCUCCCCUACAUCGCAUUGUGGAAAGGUUUCUCAAACGUAUAUCUUGAAGACAACACAAGACGAGUCCCUUUGAACUGCUAUAUUAAAGAUGAUGUUUCUCAUGAAUUCUUACUGGAUGGUACGCUUUGAUUUAUUUCUUCGUCGAGUCUGUGUUCUACCAGGGAUUUCAUAAAUCCUGGUCCCAACUCGAAAAUUUCAUUUCUGACUUUCAGCGGCUGUUCUACGAUAGAUCGAAAGUAGAAUUCAAAUUUCACCUGUACCGAUGUAAACAUACCCGUUCGUCUUUGUUUCAAUUCCCUGGACGCAGUAUUUUUCCCCCUCUGUCAGCUGACAUAUGUUCGAUUCCACCUUUUCGAAGCAACCUCUUGCCUGGAUUUGUGUUUCGUCGAUCGGCCCGCGAGAUUCAGCGGCGCGUCUUCGAUUGCCGGUAAACGAACACGGCGGGAGAAAGUAAGAGUAGUCAGUAGGACGAAAAGGAUUCCCUGUAUCGUACCAACGACGUAUUUACGACGUAGCAUUCUUCUCGUUUCCCUUCUUCGUGGUUAGCCACCGUCCGAACGGUAUCGUCUUCCACGUCCAGUCGAUGCGAUGUUCCUGUGUUGGUAGUUUGGUAGCCCGCUUCGAAUGCCCUGCUCCCCGGAGUCCAGAGACAGCAGGGUCGUCAUUCUAUCCAUACCACGACAUUGCGUACACAAUUAUCGAAAUGGUAGCAGGUAUCACAGAGGCGAGGUUGGAAUGUAGGCUAUCGACCAUACCCAGUCAAGAGACCGACCUACGGUAAGAGAGGGGGCCAGAGGAACAGAGUAGACAAGGAGCUUCUUGCAUCGCGCCAGAGUGGAGAGGCUGGCUAGGUAGAUUCACCCGUUUACGUACACCCCUUGGGCUUGUCAUGCGGCAGCUAUCGGCCGACUGCGAUCGAGAGACCGGCUGUAUCCCCCAGUGCCACCUUGUUCUCAGCGGCUAUGUCGGAUCCGACAGGCGUGUGCUCAUCGCUUACCACGAUGGCUUCUCUCUGUUUCCUUCCUUGUCUACCUAUCCAUCCAUUUACCUAGCCGAUCCUCUCCCCUAUCCCUCCCUCUUCAUCCCGUUGUUACUUGCUUCACCGUCGUACCAGGCACAGUCGCGGCUACUACCAACACUGGGAUGGGUUAUUUCGGACCACGUGGGUGGUUGUCUAACGAGAUAUACGAGGAACACGUUCUGAAAGUGGGACAGCUAACUGGAGGACUGGCAAACUGUACUUAGAUCUCAGUGCUCUGUCGCGAGUACGCUAGGAUGAUCAAGGUAAUGGCACUGUUAUGAUCGUACCACAAAUUACCACUUGCCUCGACGUAACCGAGACCUGGUUAGAGGCAAUGUACACUGGCGGUUCUGCUGGCCUUACUUAGAAGAAACACUCGAAAAUUACUAGGCAUUAUGCUUAGUUUACAUAGAACGAAUAGGUAUUUGGUUUGGUAGUCAUUUCAGGGGAUGUUGAUUCGUUUGGUAUGUAAUUGGUGGAGUAGAUGAUAGACUUCGGUUAGAUACUCUUAGGCAUAUUUAAGUCUCCUCCCACUGCAUUGCAUUUUCCUCUAGGGAAUUUACCAUGCCCUGUUCUGUAUAUAAAAUAUAGCUAGGUUCAUUUAAAAUAGAUUUGAUUUGUUUAGUAAUUGAUAAAAUAGAUGAUGUAUUCCUAGGCAUAUUGAAGUAAAUCCCCUUUUCCCCUAGAGAAUCCUACCAUGCUCGGCACUGUACUUAACACACAGCUAGUUUCUAGACCCACCGAUUGGUCAUCCUUUUUAUCCACAAUCCGUUCACUGGCAGUCUUUAUUGCCUUCCCAUUAUCGAUCCUCAGGCUGAAUUGGUACCGGGUGUAUUUAUCGAGAUUCGUGCAAAAUGGUAAACCAACGGAGCCUGAUUGCGCGUGUACGAUUCGGUGCGACAUGUCGUGUAGUAGGUAGCCUACAAUGGCGUCGAGUAACGGUGUCGUUGUCGAGGGUGUAAGCUAUCCGGGUCUCUCUUUCACCAGCGGUUCCCUCUCGCUCCGAAUAUUCGUUUGCCCGUGUAUUUCCUGCGAGCUAAUUGCAACGCGAGCAGGAGCCGUUACUCGCCGGCUGGAUUAUGCGAACGACCAGUGCCGUUAAUUUCGUGCGUGGCCUUAAGUACCUAUCCUAAGGAUGAGAUCGCCCUUCGGUGAAACGUAUCGGUAUCCUUUUAAUGAAGCAUUCGGUUUCAUGAAACUCGAAUAACCGUUUCCGGCCUUUGUACCGCAAUGCCGUGAUUUCGUGAGCCAUUUCACGUGUAGCCAUUUCACGAUAUGCCAUCCCCACUCUGAAAUUCGUGGAAAAAGCAAACCCUCGACCUGCAUCUCUGACCCCUCUCGGAUGAUUUAUUAACACGGAUGACUGAUGAUGAAUUGUGAUGGGUCCUGACCUUUAUCCAUUACCUAUCAUGAGUUAUUUUUUUACAUCUGACAAAUAGGAAUUGCCCAUUUUUAUGGCGACAAAUGUUCGGACGAUCUUCAUCCCUCUUUUGUUAACUGCCUAGCGAAGAUGACCCUACAACCUAAUACCAGGUCCCUUGCUAUAAAACCUGCUCUCGAUCGAGGGCUAGUAAAGUUAAUCCCAGCUUCAAUUACGCACCACAGAUAUGCCGUUUGAACCGGUCGAUAUCAGUCACGCGAGAAUUCCAACCCCGGUGUGCGAACACGCUCGGUUCAGCUUGAAAAUCAGGCUGGCCAUCGAGGUAGCCUUUCUAAAUGGCCAAGUGCACGCCGUUCAACGCAGCACACGUUCGACAACGAAUAGAAUCGAUUAUAUCCGGAGGUGGAUCCUGGCUGUCUGUCUGUGUGUCUGUGUGUGUAUGUACGCGCGAAUAAAUCGCAGAAAUCAGUCACGUACUUCCAUCGGCCUUCGGAAUCACCGCUAAGCCCUUGAUCGCAAUUUAACCCCAGGGGCCGAGUAAUACCGGAUCGCAACGUCCGGGCGAUUAUCCAACCUCGCGAGAACUGUCUGCUUGUCCUCCGUUCAGCUUGCUCUUUCAGCUCGAUCAACGUUCAGCUUCGUUUACAUGCUCGCAGGGUGUCGAUCGAGGGUAGAAAAAAAACGUUCGGCUAACGCGAGGGCGUUUUAAAAUUGAUCUACCUGGUGGCGUUUUGUUGCCUGUCAGGCUUGAAGAACGGCGCAACAUUGAUUCUUCGCUUGAAAUAGUAGAGUUACUAUCUUAUCCUCGACGCGUUGAUUACAGGUCGGAGAAGAAUGAUACCUAUCGUUCCUUAAAUCAAUCAGAAAACUUUUGUCGAAAAAAUUGUUCGUUGUCAAAAGUUUCUAAAUUAAAAAAAAAAAAAAAA
Molecule: messenger RNA, 8058 nt
Organism: Osmia lignaria (orchard mason bee)
Lineage: Eukaryota; Metazoa; Arthropoda; Insecta; Hymenoptera; Megachilidae
Gene: Atg16
Product: Autophagy-related 16
Biological process (GO): autophagosome assembly
Cellular component (GO): autophagosome membrane; Atg12-Atg5-Atg16 complex; phagophore assembly site membrane
Molecular function (GO): protein binding; protein-membrane adaptor activity
Source: RefSeq, a predicted model, not a curated record